Portunus trituberculatus (swimming crab) is the source of this 1260-nucleotide messenger RNA. RefSeq names its product glycine receptor subunit alphaZ1-like. NCBI's taxonomy places the organism in Eukaryota, Metazoa, Arthropoda, Malacostraca, Decapoda, Portunidae. Gene Ontology annotation, molecular function: chloride channel activity; transmembrane signaling receptor activity; neurotransmitter receptor activity. Gene Ontology annotation, biological process: chloride transmembrane transport; nervous system process; chemical synaptic transmission. Gene Ontology annotation, cellular component: membrane; synapse; neuron projection. The record is from RefSeq and is a predicted model, not a curated record. The transcript is spliced from 4 exons. The coding region runs from base 14 to 637 and encodes 207 amino acids.
GGAGAGGCUCCAGAUGGUACGGAACGGAGAGGGCGUCACAUACAGCGGAUCGCGGCAGCUGCUUGAAUACAGCAUUGAGUCCAUUGUAACAAGGCCCGCCAAUCACACCAGAUACAGCGCACUGCAGGCCAUUGUUCGUUUCCGGCGGCGUUACGGCUUCGCUAUCCUGACUGUGUAUACGCCUUCCUGUUUCUUCGUCAUCAUCGCCUACCUCACCACCUUCUACCCGCUUUCCAACCUGCAGGUGCGUGUGGUGAUCGCCCUCACGGCCAUGCUGGUGCUCACAACGCUGCUCAGCCAAGUGUCAUCAAACCUUCCCAGGAACUCUUACUUCAAGGCCCUCGACGUGUGGAUGUUCGGGGCAAUUGGACUUAUCUUCUCCAUCCUCAUUCUGCAGACUGUGGUGGACGUGGUAGCGAGAGGCGAAGAGACUACCAAGCAGGUGUCGCCGAGGCCGGAUAAGGGAAUAGUACACAUAGAGUCAAGCAUAAUGGGUCCCAGGAACACAGCUGCAGUUUUUUUCCCGAGGACUCCGUUAGCGCCGCGGAUGAUGCGAGCUAUGAAAGUGGGUUAUCCAGUGGUGACUCUUGGCCUGGUGGUGGCUUACGUCGCCUACCUCUUCGCUGCUCUUCACUGAAUGUAUCGCUAGAAAAAAGAAAAGAAAAAAAAGACUGAUUACCCGUAGUUGUGUUUUUAGAGAGAGAGAGAGAGAGAGAGAGAGAGAGAGAGGACACGCAUUCUUUUAAGGGUUUGUCUCUCUCAUCAGAACAAUUCCCGCCACGGCGACGAUUACUCAGAUUUUCAUGAUCGUUUCUUGUAUAGCAGUAGUGCAGGAUCCGUGUUGAACUGUCCCCAGAAUCAUGAAAGAUCACUGAAAAUCCACAAACAACUUCCAUGAAGUCUGAUAAAAACUAGAACUAUCACUAGAUUCUGUACGAGCCCCAGUUCCAUGUACCGUGUCUCAAGGAAUUUCAGAUUUUAUUCUCUCUCUCUCUCUCUCUCUCUCUCUCUCUCUCUCUCUCUCUCUCAUACACACACAUACAUUUAACUCCCGUCAUUCUCUCUCUCUCUCUCUCUCUCUCUCUCUCUGACAGUGCCGGAUAAUCUCAUUAUAGUGUAUAUGUCUCAAUGAAUUCAUUAUUAAGUUUUACCUUUCCUCUAGAUGUGUUGUAGUGUUUCUCUCAUAUUUAAUGAUACAUCAAAGUUUUCUCCUGAAUGUGAAACGCUCGAUAUUAAUAAAUGUUGUAAUAGAAAUGUAUG